AAAAUACUUGAUAUUUAAUCGAAAAAACGUCAAUCAUGAAUUUCAAAAUCACCAGUGAAUUAUAAUCUCGCGAAUAUGUCCGACAAACAAUUAUUAUACACGCGUUUGUGCAAACCAUGCGGUCAAUUCAAGAAGAUUUUAGUGUGGGCGAAUGGUGAUCAUCAAUGUUAUGUAUUUAAUAUUAACACUGAUAAAUCGAAAAAUUGGUCUGUGUUUCUGAAAGAGGUGUCAGAGACGAUUCUACCGCAUUUCGGAGCCAUCAUCAAAUUGGUAGAAUUGAAGACCAGAAAAGUGGUCAACACGUUCGAGGAGCUCGUGCCCAAUAAGAAAUACGUCGGUCUUGGUGCUAAUUGUACUUGCAUAAAAGAACCAUUGUGUGGUUACAAAACGAUCGAAGAUCUAAAAAAAAUCGCUCAACGCAAGAGCAAAAAGCAGGUUCCCCCGAGAGGGGUGAAAGUGAACGAGAGUAAGAGAUUUUUGAAGGAAACAAAAAAACUAAAAAACACCGUCAUAUAUCUCAUGGUGAACGGCAACAAUGACAUUACCCAAAAAGCCGUUUUCAAGCACAAUGAAAUCGAACAGUACGACGUAGUGUGCACGUACUUAGCGAAUAUUUUGCGAAUCUCCCAGGGUAUUCAGUACAUUUACACAACCACGGGUACCCCUUUGAAAGAUUCCAAGCAAUUUAGGCACGGAUCCCUAUACGUUGCAGUACCAUUCGGGGAAACUUUCAUCAAUAUGAAUUACAUUGAAUUGUUCAAAGAAAAGUACCCAUUUUUAAACAGGAAUAAGACUCCUCUCAAGAUUUCGUCGCGUUACAGUUACAUAAUUGUCAAGCGUAAAAAGUCUAAAGAAAAAGAAAAAGAAUUUAAGAGUAUCGGAACAACUUCACAUAACACUGUUCAAUUGCAGAUACCAGGAUUAACGACUCAAGCCCAGCAGAUGCGGAAAGUGGUGAAUGCCGAGAAUGAUGUAUUCGUGAAAAAAGAAGAGGAUGCUUCUUCGGCUCAAGUCACUACCGAAACUGUCGAUUCUAAUCUAUUAAGCAAUGCAAAGUUGUGUACAUUCGAAUCGCUUGCCCUGCAGAAUAAAUCUGAUAUGACUAACAAUAAGGAAGUCAAAGAUUCGACUUUGUAUGGCAAAAACUGCCGCUCGGAAUGCAUUCACUUCGCUUUGCACCCUGCAAAGAAAAUUCCCACUCGAUUCAGUUACACUGCAGCUUGUAAAACGUUCAGACAAAAAUUUUUCGAAUAUGAUAACCAACCGAAUCUAAUAGAUCACAACAAUAAUGAAAUAAUCAAGGAAAACGCGGAUAUACAAGAACUGGAACUAAAUAGUUCAGUAUCUAAUCAGGUAUCUUCAAGUACAUUAAAAACGGAAAGCAACUCAAAAUCAUUGAAAAUGUACCAAUACAUCCAAUCUUUGACCAACAAUGACACUGAGCAAACUCCAGAAAUGGAUGAUUACUUCAAUGCAUUAUUAGAAAAAGUUAUAGCAAUAUCCGAACAAAAAGAAAACAAGGCUGAAUUUGAUUCUGCUCAAGAAAUUGCUAACGAAACUGACAGUGUACCCAAACUGUCUGUAGAAAUUAAUCUACUUCCCAAUGAGGGACAAAAUGCGCUAAAUAGAAAAUCCCCUAAUAAAAUGAGCGUAACGAUAACAUUUCAACCAUCAAUGGAAUCCGUUAUCAAAUCAAAGCCAGAAAUAAAUAUGAAUGGAGAUACCAUUUGCAACCAAAACUUAAAUUCUAACAGAAACAUUAAAUUGCUGAUAAAUAAUAUAAUAGAAGGUGUUAAAAAAGCGAUUACCAACAAUGAUACAGAUACAAUCGAUGGACGUGCAGAAGAAACAUCACCACAAAAUUCAGUUAAAGCACUACCGAAUACCGAUGAAAAACCUGUAAUUCAUACUUUAAAACCAGAGGAAAUGAACAAAAUUGUGGACAUAGUUAAAAAAUCAAUAGUUAAAGAAGAAAAUUCUACAAUUAAAUUCUACUUUGAAUCGAACAAUAAAGUAGACAAAUCUUCUAAUGAAUCAUGCAAAGAAAACCACCCAACGAAAAGUAAAUACAAUUACGAGGCGAAUAACACUGAAAUUUGUGAAAAAGGGUUGUCAUUGCGCAGUAAAACUGCCAUUGAUUCGAGUAAAACCGAAUUAUCAGAUGAAAAAAAAUCCAAAAGGGAAAUAGAUAACGAUGUGAAAAUAUUGUUAGAACCGUUAAAAAUUUCCGAGACAAGCAUCGACCAUAGUCAAUUUUCCACUACUGAAGCUAGUUUACCGGUAAAAGCUUCUACAUCACAAACCGCCCAGGCCGACUUUAAAUUAAUAAACUUCUCUGUAAUUAUAGAUGUAAGUAAACAAUUGCACGGUCAAGAACCGAAGCAUAAUGAAGAUGUUGGAGAGAUAACUAAGAAAGUUUACCGAACCUCAAUUACCAAAGAUGUUAAACAAAGAACCGCAUUUAAAUUAAAUAGAAAGAAGCCGAUUAAAAAUAGGGACAAAAAGAGUGAAAGCUCUAUAUCUAGUAUAAUAAGCGUAGUGGAUUCGACGUCAGAAAGAUCAGUAAGUGUAUUAUCCAGCCAGAUAAUUCUUAACGGUGUUGAACAAAGAAUAUCGUCGUCAUCGUACACUCCAACUUAUUGUCAACAAAGCUCAGCUUUAUUACUUUCAAGUAACCAAUCAUUAAAUUCGUAUAAAAUCAAACCAAGAUUGCCAAAAGGAAAUGUUGAACAAAGAACCGUUCCUGGUUUACAGUCCAACGAAAUUGAAGAUGUUGAACAAAAAAUUCAUAAUAUGGACUACAUGCUACGGACUGUAGAGCAAGAAUCGAGCAAACAUUCAUCAGACCAUACUGACAGUGAGCAAACAAUAAAUAAUAGUGAAUCUAAAGAAGUUGAACAAAAAUCUGAGGAAUACUUAUUAGAUCGAGCUGAUAGUAAUCAAAAUAUAAAUAAAAGACAAUCUAGAGAUGACGUUGAACAAGUUUACUCUAAAUCUGAAACUGAAACAAAUAUUGCAGAUGUAGAACAGCAAUUACGACUGGAUGAUGUUGAACAGAGAACUCCAUCUGCAUCAGAUAAUGAUACAAAUACUGCAAAGAGAAGUACAUUUUUAACCAAGACUUCUGAAUCAAAUUUGGAUUUACCUAAGGAAAGGGCCAACUUAAAUAAUGUUACUAAAAAUAAACGAGAAACCUUUGAAGAUGUUGAACAAGAAACUUUGAAAGAUGUUGAACAAGAAACUUUGGAAGAUGUUGAACAAGAAACUUUGGAAGAUGUUGAACUAAAAAUUAAUAUAUCUAAAUCACAAUUAAACCAACUUGAAUCCAGUCAAACUAGAGUUGAAAACGAUGUUGAACAAGAAACUUUGGAAGAUGUUGAACUAAAAAUUAAUAUAUCUAAAUCACAAUUAAACCAACUUAAAUCCAGCCAAACUAGAGUUGAAAACGAUGUUGAACAAGAACAUUUGGAAGAUGUUGAACUAAAAAUUAAUACAUCUAAAUCACAAUUAAACCAACUUGAAUCCAGCCAAACUAGAGUUGAAAACGAUGUUGAACAAGAAACUUUGGAAGAUGUUGAACUAAAAAUUAGUACAUCUAAAUCACAAUUAAACCAACUUGAAUCCAGCCAAACUAGAGUUGAAAACGAUGUUGAACAAGAACAUUUGGAAGAUGAACAACAAUUUAUUUUUUUUAAAUCGAAAUCGAACCUACCUGAAAUUAAACAAACUACCAUAGGAAAAGGUGUUGAACAAAAACCUUCGGAAGAUGUUGAACUAGCAAUUAAUAAUUCUGAAACCAAAUCAAAUGUACUUCAAUUUAAACAACCUAACAUAGAAAAAGAUGUUAAACAGAUUAAUAUUUUGGAAGAUGUUGAACAGAAAACUUCAUCUGCAACAUUAAUUAACAUGUACACUACGAAUAGAAGCGCAUUCUUAGCAAAUCCUUCUGAAUUAAAUUUUGUACCACGAAUGAAAAAUAGUGAAAUCAAUUGUAAUUCAUACUCUCAAAGUCUACCUGCAUUUAAACAAUCUACUAGAAAAAAAAAUGUUGAACAGGAACCUAUAGAAGAUGUUGAAGAUGAAAUUUCAUUUAUAUUAGAAAACGAUAUUAACAUUAAACAAGAAUCAAAAUCUACCAAUCAAUUAUACGAAAAAUGCAGUUAUAAAACGCUUUCACAUGGAUUUAAAGAGCGAACCAAACAAAGAGAUGUUGAACAGGAAUUAAACAAGAAAUUGUCACAAAAAACAGGUAAUGAAAAUAUGUGUGAACAGUUGGUAAAAUUAAAAUGCACAAAUAUUAAUAAGAUAUAUUCGGAAGAUGUUGAACAAUUAAGUUUUAACCAAACUGACGCAAAUGCACAAGUUUUAUUAGACCAUUGUCCGCAAACUUGUAAGAUAGAUGUUCCACCGGAAUCAACGAUAUCCCUCACGAAUACCGAAAUAAUUCCCUUUGAUAGUGAAACGAGCAUUAACCAGGGUGCUGAAGAACAAGUGACGCGCAGCUUUACCGAACAUACAGAAAUAUCUACACCGAGUAACAUCCAAAGUUCUAUUAAAAGCGGCACGAGUAUACUAGAUAUGAGCUGUGAAAAAACAGUUUCAUUAACUCAUACACCUGCAUUAACUAAAGCUUCAAUAACUAUUUCUUCGACCAAGCCAUUAUCACUAAAACUCAAUCAGUCAGAUAAACAAGCUAGUACAAGUUUUAAUAAUGGCACACACAAUUAUGAAAUUGACGAUUGCAAUAUGCAUUCAUUAGCUCGAACAACCAGUGUUUCUUUGGAAACCAUUACCGGUGAUGGAUCAUCGAUUUGGAACGUGGAAAACUCGGAAAACUCGGAAAACUAUGUAAAUCUUAAAGAUGAACAAAUAUUAAAAUCAGAUGUUACCUCUUCAUCGUGUAGCACCAAUUCGUUAAAAAGUAGUACGAUUUUUUCUAAUUUAUCAAUUGAAAAACAUCAAUCGAGUUUAGCCUCUGUGUCUAGUUUUCAUGAUGAGGAAUAUUCAACUAGUGAAGUGGAAUCUACAAUACCUAAAAGUAAUAAGUCUACUAAUCAUACUAACAAUGAAUUUACUAAGGCACCUCAUUAUGCAAAUUUAGAAAUAAAUCAUUCAUUGAACACACUAAACCUGUUAUCACAGAUUCCUGAUUAUCAUAAUAACGGGAGUGUUUCGUUGAAUAAUUUACGAAAUCGUUGCGAAUUUUCAUCAAAUCUCGAUUUAGUAUCCAAUGAAAAUUGCCGUAUAACUAGAACAAUAUCUUUAAGAAACGUUGAACAAGAACCGUACACGAAUCUUGGACACCAAUUAUUUACGGGAGAUGUUGGACAAGAAUCAAUGAAUACAACCUACUCAUUAACAGGUUUUAUUCAAAAUGACAUCAUGGAAAAGGAUUUUGAACAGGUUCUAGAAGCAAAAACAGACUGCUUGAAUAAUUUGCAAAAUUCGUUUAGCAGUAUAGAACAAUUAAUGGAAGAUGUUGAACGAAAAACUCUAUCAUUGCCAAACAUAAAGCAUUCAAUUCAACCUGCAACAGAGAAUCAACAAGAAUUAUUGGAAGAUGUUGAACAAAAAACGCUAUCCUCUCGUAAUUUAAAACAGUCAAUUGAACCUACACCAAAAAAUCAACAAGAAUUAUUGAAGGAUGUCAAAAAAAAAACUCCGUCUGUAGCUAAUACAAUUAAUUCGUUGGUAAAAAGUCAAAAAGAAUUAUUGGAAGAUGUUGAACAUAAACAAGAAUACAAAAAAUCUCCUAUGAGUAUAUAUCAACAAAACUUUACGGCAGCCAAAGAAUUUGAAGCAAAUAUGACCGAAGCUUCAUAUCCUUUCAUAAUGCAAUUAUCUAAAAAGGAAGAUGUUGAACAAAAAUACAAAUCACUUAUUAAUUUGAAACAACAAAAUUUUAACAGUGCAAAGGAAUAUGGUGCAACUACGGCAGCAUCAUAUCCGUGCAUAAAGCAAUUACCUAAUGUAGAUGUUGAACAGAAGACUUAUUCUCUAUCAAAAAUUUCAAAAGAGGCUGCUACAUAUUCACUUUCGGAUAUUUAUACACAGAAAUUUAGUAUGGAAGAUGUUGAACAAGCAGUUAAUUCUGUCAGUGUAGAACAAUAUUUUGAAGAAUUGGAAAAACUGUCGACCAAUAGUGCAAUUUUGAAUGAACGCAUGCAGCAAUUGCCUUUGGAAGAUGUUGAACAGCAAACGAAUUCUCUAACACGAGUAAAAGAAAAAAACCUGAAAAAUUCAAGAGCGUCCAGUAACGAAAAAUUAAAUUGUACAACACCGUUACUUUUGGAAGAUGUUGAACAAAUAAUUCAAAACACAGAAAAACAUACUGCUAUUGCCGAGAUUAAUUCAUGUGUGGGACAAAUUCCUACAGAAGAUGUUGAACCUAUUAAAAAAGUAGCAAAAUUCUAUUACAAUCAUGUGGAAGAUAUUGAACAAAAAUAUAAAUCACUUAUCUGUUUGCAACAACAAAAUUUUAAGACUGCAAAGGAAUAUGGCGCAACUACGGUAGCAUCAUAUCCGUGUUUACAGCAAUUACCUAGUGUGGAAGAUGUUGAACAAAAGUCUCAUUCUCUAUCAAGAAUUUCAAAAGAAGCUGCUGAAUAUGCACUUUCGGAUACUUAUACACAGAAAUUAACUAUGGAAGAUGUUGAACAAGCAGUUAAUUCUGUCAGUGUAGAAAAAUAUUUUGAAGAAUUGGAAAAAUUGACAACCAAUAGUGAAAAUUUGAAUCUACGUACGCAGCAUUUAUCUUUGGAAGGUGUUGAACAACAAACGAGCUCUACAUCGCGAGUAAACGAUAAUAAUCUGAAAAAUACAGGAGCAUUCAGUAAGGAAAAAUUGAAUUGUACACAACCGUUACUUUUGGAAGAUGUUGAACAAGUAAUUCAAAACGUAGAAAAAAACACAACCAUUACUGAUACUAAAUCAUGUGUGGGACAAGUUCCUACAGAAGAUGGUGAACCUAUAAAGAAAGUAGCAAAAUUCUAUUACAAUUAUUUGGAAGAUGUUGAACAUAAAUCCAAAUCACUGAUCAAUUUGCAACAACAAAAUUUUAAGACUGCAAAGGAAUAUGGUGCAAGUACGGCAUUAUCAUAUCCGUGCAUAAAGCAAUUACCUAAUGUUGAAAAUGUUGAACAAAAGUCUCAUUCUCAAUCAAGAAUUUCAAAAGAGGCUGAUGCAUUUGCUCAUACAGAUAUUUAUACGCAUAAAUUAACUGUGGAAGAUGUUGAACAAGCAGUUAAUUCUGUCAAUGUAGAACAAUAUUUUGAAGAAUUGGAAAAAUUAACGACCAAUAGUGAAAUUUUGAAUCUACGUACGCCGCAAUUGCCUCUGGAAUGUGUUAUACAACAAACGAACUCUCUAUUACAAGUAAACGACAAAUUAAAUUGUGCACAACCGUUACUUUUGGAAGAUGUUGAACAAGUAAUUCAAAACGCAGAAAAAAACACAACCAUUACUGAUAUUAAUUCAUGUGUGGGACAAAUUUCUACAGAAGAUUUUAAACCUAUAAAAAAAGUAGCCAAAUUCUAUUACAAUCAUGUGGAAGAUAUUCAACAAAAAUAUAAACCACUUAUCUGUUUGCAACAACAAAAUUUUAAGACUGCAAACGAAUAUGGCACAACUACGGCAGCAUCAGAUCCGUGCUUACAGCAAUUACCUAGUGUGGAAGAUGUUGAACAAAAAUCUCAUUCUCUAUCAAAAAUUUCAAAAGAAGCUGCUGCAUAUGCACUUUCGGAUACUUAUACGCAGAAAUUAACUAUGGAAGAUGUUGAACAAGCAGUUAAUUCUGUCAGUGUAGAAAAAUAUUUUGAAGAAUUGGAAAAAUUGACAACCAAUAGUGAAAUUUUGAAUCUACAUAAGCAGCAAUUGUCUUUGGAAGGUGUAGAACAACAAACGAACUCUCUAUCACGAGUAAAAGAAAAUAAUCUGAAAAAUACAGGAGCAUUCAGUAACGAAAAAUUGAAUUGUACACAACCGUUACUUUUGGAAGAUGUUGAACAAGUAAUUCAAAACGCAGAAAAAAACACAACCAUUACUGAUAUUUAUUCAUGUGUGGGACAAAUUCCUUCAGUAGAU
Molecule: messenger RNA, 8082 nt
Organism: Phyllotreta striolata
Lineage: Eukaryota; Metazoa; Arthropoda; Insecta; Coleoptera; Chrysomelidae
Source: the annotation of a GenBank genome assembly